CCAGGCAAUGAUACACAAAUUUCAAAGUUUCUUCUUCUGGGAUUUUCAGAGGAACCACAACUGCAGCCCCUCAUAUUUGGGCUUUUUCUCUCCAUGUACCUGAUCACUGUGUUUGGGAACCUGCUCAUCGUCUUGGCUGUUGGCUCAGACUCCCAUCUCCACAUGCCCAUGUACUUCUUCCUCUCCAACCUGUCCUUUGUAGACAUCUGCUUCACCUCUACCACCAUCCCCAAGAUGCUGAUGAAUAUACAGACAGAGAGCAAAGUCAUCAUGUAUGCAGGCUGCGUUACUCAGAUUUAUUUCUUCAUACUCUUUGCUGUGUUGGACGUCUUUUUACUAGUGAUGGCCUAUGACCAGUUGGCCAUCUGUCACCCCCUGCACUACAUGAUCAUCAUGAACCCUGGGCUCUGUGGACUGCUGGUUCUGGUGUCCUGGGUCAUGUGUAUCCUGAAUUCCUUAUUACAAAGUUUAAUGCUGUUGUGGUUUUCCUUCUCUACACACUUCCAGAUCCCCCACUUUUUUUGUGAAUUCCAUCAGAUGAUCCAACUUGCUUGUUCUGACACCUUUCUAAAUAACUUGGUGAUGUAUUUUGCAGCUGUCCUGCUGGGUGGAGGUCCUUUUGCUGGGAUCCUUUACUCUUAUUCUAAGAUAGUUUCCUCCAUACUUGGGAUCUCAUCAGCUCACGGCAAGUAUAAUGCAUUUUCCACCUGUGCAUCUCACCUCUUUGUUGUCUCCUUAUUUUAUUGUACGAGCCUAGGAGUGUACCUUAGCUCUGCUGCUCCCCAGAGCUCCCACUCAAGUGCAGUAGCCUCGGUGAUGUACAUGGUGGUGACGCCCAUGCUGAACCCCUUCAUCUACAGCCCGAGGAACAGAGACAUAAAGAGGGCUCUGAAAGGAAUCAUUGGGGUUCCAGUGAUGCGAGGGCCAAUCUUGCUGGGGCAGAAGAAGUGCCCAUGA
Zalophus californianus (California sea lion) is the source of this 957-nucleotide messenger RNA. Its product is annotated as olfactory receptor-like protein OLF4. Gene Ontology annotation, biological process: G protein-coupled receptor signaling pathway. NCBI's taxonomy places the organism in Eukaryota, Metazoa, Chordata, Mammalia, Carnivora, Otariidae. Gene Ontology annotation, cellular component: membrane. Gene Ontology annotation, molecular function: G protein-coupled receptor activity; olfactory receptor activity. The record is from RefSeq and is a predicted model, not a curated record.